This is a messenger RNA of Protomyces lactucae-debilis, 645 nucleotides long. Its product is annotated as Rhodanese-like domain-containing protein. Bases 1 to 645 code for a protein of 214 amino acids. The record is from RefSeq and is a predicted model, not a curated record. The transcript has 2 exons. Gene Ontology annotation, molecular function: thiosulfate-cyanide sulfurtransferase activity. Gene Ontology annotation, cellular component: mitochondrion. NCBI's taxonomy places the organism in Eukaryota, Fungi, Ascomycota, Taphrinomycetes, Taphrinales, Protomycetaceae.
AUGCUUCGACAGAGGACCUCAGCAGCUACCGUAGCACGGCAUGCAAGGGCAUUUCAUAUCUCAGCUUCGUGGUUUCGACAAAUCUUGUACAGCUACAAUGACAUCAAAUCAGUGAGCAAGGCAUCGCCUGCGACCAAGAAGAUUAUCGAUGUGCGUGAACCAAACGAAUAUGCAGCAGGUGCUAUUCCAUCCUCUACCAACAUUUCCGUCAAGUCUCUGCAAGAAGCACUCUCUCUGGACGCACCAGACUUCAAGAGCAAAUUUGGCAUUGCGAAACCGUCUAAAGAGCAAGAUGAGGUCAUCUUCUACUGUCGCUCGGGUGUUCGCUCGACGGCUGCUGCAGAGAUUGCCGAGAAACUUGGCUAUAAGCAAGUUGGCAAUUACAAGGGAUCUUGGUUGGAUUGGUCAUCCAAGAGCGAGGGCGAGCAGGCAGGAGAAUCUAGUUCGCAACUCAAGCCUGGACCUGAUGGUAAGAUCCAAGGUGUUGGGGAAGGUGCAAAAGGUGGAAUUGACUUGAAAGCCAUGAACCAGCGAGCUCAUAAAGAAGCACAAGAAGCCGAAGCCACGCCAUUGACAACGGAUGGAAAGGAGUCGGAGAGUGUCAAAAACGGUGCAGAGAUGAAGGAGGGAAAGAAGUUCCAAUAA